Mya arenaria is the source of this 2999-nucleotide messenger RNA. RefSeq names its product xaa-Pro aminopeptidase 1-like. Gene Ontology annotation, molecular function: metalloaminopeptidase activity. The transcript has 22 exons. Lineage: Eukaryota; Metazoa; Mollusca; Bivalvia; Myida; Myidae. Bases 275 to 2455 code for a protein of 726 amino acids. The record is from RefSeq and is a predicted model, not a curated record.
CUCUUUAACCCUCUCAAAUCAUUUAACCCCAAACAAAGUGGAAUAAUCUGAAAUAUGACCGUAGUUUACUAUAUAACUUCCAAAAUAACUCAUAAAUUGUGAACAGAAAAAGUUGGGUAUGCCUGCGCUUAGUCGUAGCUGGAGUUUAAAGACAAUUCAUUUAAACAAAAUAAGUGCAUGUACAUAAACAAAAUGAUAAACAUUCAGGUUAUAUUGGUCGGGGUAACAAUGGCUCACCAGCAGGUAUAUAAUGAUAAGCUACUACGGAUGAGGCAUGCAGUCUAUCUCAAUUGUUCGUUUGAAUAUGUGGACUUACUUUAUCAUCCUUUUCACAGUCUCGUUCUGUGCCUUGUCACAUGGCAACCGCAUCAGACGAGAGGAACCCGACCUGAACCCUGGGAAUUGGGACAGCUGUAAACCAAAUGCACAAGCCCCACCUACCCGCGUCCCCACGAAAGACAGAGUGGAUGCAUUACGAACACGUUUUGCCACCGAAGGUAUUCAAGCGUACCUGAUACCAAAUGAAGAUGCCCACCAGAGUGAAUAUCCGUCCGCAUAUGACAAGAGAAGAGGAUGGAUUUCUGGGUUUCAGGGAUCGGCAGGUUUUGCGGUGGUGACGGAUACUAAGCAGGCGUUGUGGACGGAUGGCCGGUACUUCCUGGAAGCUGAAGACACGCUGGACUGCCACUGGAUCCUUAUGAGGGAAAGAGAGAUUGGAGUUCCCUCGAUGAUUGAGUGGCUCAAAUCCGUGUUGACAAACGGACAAACCUUGGGGGCGAGUCCCUUCCUAAGCAGUAGCUCCUCAUGGAAGGCUAACGAAGAAGCUCUGCAGGCUGCUGGUAUCGACAUGAAGGCCGUCUCCAACGAGCUCAUAGAUGCCCUUUGGAACAACGAUCGCCCUGCACAACCGAACUCGCCCAUAAACGCUCUUCCUAUUCAGUUUGCGGGUGUAAGUUGGGAGAACAAGGUUACAAACAUGCGAGAACAGAUGGCUGCACUAGGCACAGACAUGAUGGUUGUUACUGGUCUCGACGAAACUGCGUGGUUGUUCAACUUGAGAGCAAGCGACAUUGACUACAAUCCCUUCUUUCUGUCAUACGCAAUCGUUGCCAACGACAGUGUCUCGUUAUACCUACUGAAUCACACCCAGAAGCUAACAAAUGCGCCGACAGAUGACGCUACGAGCCAGACUCUGGCGGAACAUCUCAACACUGGUGCUGACGGCACGUGUCUCGGGAGAACGGGAAUGUGUGUUGACGUGCGUGAAUACGAGCCAAUAACAGUUACACGUGACGUGGAUAACCGCGCCCAGCGAGCCACCGGCGUGUUGAUAGGAUACGCCUGCAAUCAGGCCAUAUAUGCAGCCAUUCCUAACAAGGGCAAAAUAGUACAGAUGAACACACCCAUAGCCACGACCAAGACAAUGAAAAACUCCGUCGAAGUAGAGGGGAUGAAGAAAUCACAUAUCCGCGACGCUGUGGCAUUAAUAUCAUUCCUGGAACGCUUGGAAAGAGAGGUGAAGGAAGGGAAAGAGUGGACCGAGUUAUCAGCAGCUAAGGCUCUUGCUGAGUCAAGAUAUGCUCAAGAGUACAACAGAGGUCUAAGUUUUGCAUCCAUAUCUGGGUCGGGAGCGAAUGGAGCUAUCAUUCAUUAUCGACCAACGGAACUCACCAAUAAAAAGAUCACAACGAGCGAAAUGUACCUUCUUGAUUCCGGUGGACAAUAUCUGGACGGUACAACAGAUGUUACGAGAACAUUCCAUUUUGGCACUCCAAAUGACUUUGAAAAGGAGUGCUAUACACGAGUGAUGAUGGGACAUAUCAACCUUUUCCUCGCAAAAUUCCGGAAGGGAGUCUAUGGUCGGGAGAUAGACGCGUAUGCCCGGGGUCCCCUUUGGGACGUUGGUCUGGUGUACAGGCACGGCACAGGUCACGGUAUUGGCAUGUACCUCAGCGUACACGAGGGUCCAGUGUACUUCGCUAAGCCUUCAUAUAGACCCGGGCCGGAGUUGAUGUUACUUGAAAAUCAAUUCAUAUCAGACGAACCUGGGUACUAUGAAGACGGGAAGUUUGGGAUCCGGCUGGAAAAUAUUGUCAUGGUUACCAAUGCAAGUACCAAGUACCAUUUUCCUGGGACUGAGUUCUUGACUUUUGAACAUGUGACACUGGUGCCCUAUGCGCCCAACCUGAUCAACUACGAUCUUCUGGAUGACAAGCAGAUUCAAUACCUGAACGAUUACAACGAGUUGGUCAGAAGCAAGGUUGGCCCCGAAUUACAACGCCAAGGGAAAACGGCAGCUUAUGAAUGGAUGAGGUCUAAGACAGAACGUUACGAGAAAAUUAAUCCUCAAACCCCGAAUACAGAAAAAGUGAGGUCUUCAACAGUGACCGUUUCUCCAGUUGGGCUAUUUGUCUUAAUCCUUCUAUCAAUCUUUCCGGUUAUUUUACACCAUUAGUUACAAUUUGUACUCUUCUGAAUUCCGUGUUUGUAUUAGUUUGACUUAUUGACUUUAAAUAUUUUAAUAAUCGUACUAUUAUCCACCAGCUGGAUCAUAUUAUUGUUUCUUAUUUGAGCUCUACAUUAAAAUAAGCAUUCUUCUCCGGCAAAAUAAACAUUAUAGCAUGACAAUGUAAAAAGGUCGGUCAAACACUAUGCGAUUCUUUAAGAGCUCAAUGUUGAAAAUUAGAAUUUAAUAUGAAUGUAUAUGUGCGUGUUAAGAGUUAUCUGUAUGAUCAUUGAUUAUUUAUUAGUUUUGCAGUUUAGCUCUCCCUAAAAACGCUCAAUAUUUUGCAUAUCAUCAUUCUUACCUGUUAAUAUUGUGGGUUUUCUCAAAACAUACAGCGGCUUUUAUUCCUUCUCGGUUGUUUUCCUUAAUGCAAUACUAAGCAGAGAUAUUAUAUAAAUUGUGUGCGAGUCUUUGCGAAAAAUAAUUGAUUUGUUUAUAUUAUAAGUGUUUGUACUCGUAAUUCUUCGUAAAUAAACUAACUAAAUAAAUCCGA